CCGUCUGUAGCGCUACAAUGCAAUUUGGAGGAAGAAUCAGAUGGCGCGGAAGCAAUCAAUGUGCUCCCGUAUCUUCAGUAUCGUUUUGGUCGGUUAAUAGUGAAGAGGAAUUAUCAGUUUUCUGUGUGAAAAGCGAAGAAAAUUUCAGUGAAAUGGAAAGUACUACUUGGAUAUGGAUUUGGGGGAGUGUAGGUGUUGUUCUAGUGCUUGUACUCAUCCUCUACUUGCUACACAAGUAUUUCCAGGGUGGACAGUUUCGCAAAGAUGACAUCCUCAUGGAGAACAAAGUGGUUGUUAUUACGGGUGCAAAUACGGGAAUUGGCAAGGAGACAGCAUUGGAUUUGGCUAAACGUGGUGCAAAAAUUUACAUGGCUUGCAGAGAUAAGAAUCGCGGUGAAGAAGCUCGAAUGGAAGUGAUUGAGAAAUCAGGAAAUCCUCAUAUCUACUUCCGACAAUUGGAUUUAGCAUCCCUGACGUCAGUUAGAUCCUUCGCUCAGGCCUUUAAGAACGAAGAAUCUCGAUUGGAUGUCCUGCUCAAUAAUGCAGGUGUCAUGAUGAUCCCAAAGUGUCACACAGAAGAUGGUUUUGAGAUGCAAAUUGGGGUCAAUCACAUGGGACAUUUUCUUUUGACAAAUCUUCUGCUCGAUCUCUUGAAAAAGUCUGCUCCUAGUCGUAUUAUUAAUGUGUCUAGUCUGGCUCAUAUCAAUGGACAGAUCAACAAGGAAGAUCUCAACAGUGAAAAGUCCUACAACAGAAUUACUGCCUAUUCUCAAUCAAAACUUGCCAAUAUUCUCUUCACUCGAGAACUGGCCAAGAGACUCGAAGGAACAAGGGUCACAGUCAAUGCUCUGCAUCCAGGAGCUGUAAAUACAGAGCUGCUGCGCCAUAUUCCUAAGUUCCUCACCUUCAUUGGGCGUCCCUUCUUGAAGCUCUUCUUCAAGACGCCACGAAGUGGAGCUCAGACACAGAUUCGUCUAGCAGUUGACCCUGUCCUGGAGGAUGUUACCGGAAAGUAUUUCAGUGACUGUAAGGAGUUGAAGCCUCGUCCCCAGGCACGAAAUGACGAGACAGCAGCCUGGCUGUGGGCAGAAAGUGUGAAGUGGACCAAACUGUCUCCAGAAGAGAUUAAUUAAAAACUAUUUGAGAUC
Messenger RNA from Phlebotomus papatasi, 1148 nucleotides. Its product is annotated as retinol dehydrogenase 12-like. The transcript is spliced from 3 exons. Lineage: Eukaryota; Metazoa; Arthropoda; Insecta; Diptera; Psychodidae. Bases 18 to 1133 code for a protein of 371 amino acids. The record is from RefSeq and is a predicted model, not a curated record.